Molecule: messenger RNA, 2133 nt
Organism: Sungouiella intermedia
Lineage: Eukaryota; Fungi; Ascomycota; Pichiomycetes; Serinales; Metschnikowiaceae
Source: the annotation of a GenBank genome assembly
AUGAUUGCCGAGAAAUUAAAAAAGCCUUUCGGUGAGCCUGAGGCUGAAGAGAAUCAACCGAUUCCUUCUGACAGAAGCAGCUAUCUCGAUAUCAUCCGUCGCAUAUUCUUUCUAUUCACUUAUGACUUGGUUAUAUGGUUCUUUGAUGCCGUGAUCCAUACAUUUUUCCGGGAAUUGAUGCCUCGAGGCACGUUCAACAUCCCCAAAAAGGGUGCCGUAAUCUUUGUCAUUGCUCCCCACCACAAUCAGUUUGUGGAUCCGGUGGUGGUGAUGACCACUGUCCGUAAAAUGGCCGGACGUCGAGUUUCCCUCUUGACCGCAGCCAAAUCGUACCGAAAAUGGUUCAUUGGCAUUCCAGCACGUAUGUGUGGAGCAAUUCUGGUGGAGAGAGCACAGGACUUGGUUAAACCAGUCGAAGGAACCAUUUCUGUGGAGAACUUCGGCGAAAACAACGAUAACUUAGUGGUUUUGGGCAAAGAAACUCAAUUCACCAGGGAUUGCAUGGAAAAAGGAUUAGUUGGACUUCCUGAGUUUCUAGGUAAUGCCCAGAUUGCUGAAGUUGUCUCUAACACAACAUUGAUCUUGAAGAAGCCAUUUAAGGUCAAUUUUGAAAAUCCAACUGAGAAAGAUGAGAAGAUCAUCAAACGUCUCACAGAGGGCACAAAAUUCGUUGCGGCUCCUCACGUGGAUAACCACCAGGUGUUUCAAAACGUUUUUGAUCACUUGAAUGCUGGUAGAGUAUUAGGCAUCUUUCCCGAAGGAGGGCUGCAUGAUCGUCCAACUUUGCUACCAUUAAAGCCUGGUGUGGCCAUCAUGGCCCUAGGAGCUGUUGCCCAAUCCAGGGAUCCAAACCAGGUAGUCAACAUCAUACCUGUCGGGCUCAACUACUUCCAUCCGAACAAGUUCCGGUCCAGGGUGGUGGUGGAGUUUGGCAAGCCCAUCAAGGUGACCAAGGAAGAUGGUGCAAAAUACGAGAAGGACUCCAGGGCGGUAGUCAAUAAGUUGCUUGAUUUGAUAACCUUGCGCUUGAAGGAGGUCACGGUAACUUGCGAUGAUUACGACACGCUCAUGGCCAUUCAGGCAGCAAGAAGAUUAUACACUGCUGCCCAUCGGGAAACUAUUCCAUUGCCAUUGGUUGUGGAAAUGAACCGACGUUUGAUCAAGGGUUACCAAAAAUACUCUGACCGGCCCGAUGUGAAGGAAUUAAAAGAUGCAGUGGGAGAGUAUAACAAGAAGCUUAUGCAAUUGGGGAUUCAUGACCAUCAGGUAGAGUCCUUGACUCAGUCCAAUAGGUUGUUUGUGACAUACAUGUUCUUUGACCGUUUUUUCAAAGUGAUUCUUUUUCUUGGUUUGGCAAUGCCUGGAGUAAUUAUGUUUGGUCCGAUUUUCUUGGUUGCAAAGAAAAUCUCCAGAAAGAAAGCUCAAGAGGCUCUUGCUGCGUCAACCGUGAAGAUUAAAGCUAAGGAUGUGAUCGGCACUUGGAAGAUCUUAGUGGCUCUUGGCUUGGCUCCAGCACUCUACAUCUUUUGGGCCGUGGUAGCAACGAUUUUGCUCACCAAGGCUGGAUGGACCGGACGCUUGCCCAAGACAGUAGUUUUUAUUCUCUGCUACUUAUGGUCUGUUCUCACCACAUAUGCCUCAUUGCGUGUGGGAGAAAUUGGUGUCGACUACUACAAGUCGUUGAAACCACUUUUCUACUCGCUUGUUUCCCAGCACAUUGAUCUGUUGCAGCUUGAAAAUCUUCAAAAAACCAGAAAAGAAUUGGCAGAGCAGGUCGCAAUCGUUUGUGAGCGUUUUGGACCUCUGAUGUUUGAUGAUUUUAAUGAAUUCUAUCGAGACUUCAACCAGCUCAAUGAUAACGACAUCGAUUUUGCUUCUGUUCUCUCUUACAAUGAUUCUACAGAUCUUCGCAGAAAUGCCUCACUCAACUCAUUGUCAAUUCACAAUUUAUCUGAUGUCGCCAUCUUCUCCAAUCCUCAAGAUGAUCAAGAGAGCAUCGAAAGCGACGACAAACAUCCAAAACCCUCAGAGGGAAACGAACCUCAGAGCAGAGGAGAAGAUUAUGCGGAGUCCGAGCUUCCUCAAGAAAAAGUACGUCUCCGCAGAGUGGUAAAGCGAAUGGAAGAAACGUAG